CGCCGCCGCUUCCGCAGGGCUGUUGGCGGAGCUGCUGAGCGGCAGCUCUCGCUCUCCAUUUUCACGCAGCCCCCCUCCCCCCCCCGCCCUUUGCUGUCUUUCUCCAUCUCGCUCUCGCUGGACUUGGCUUUAUUUGGCGCUCCCGGAAGCGGCGGUGCGGGUCGCUCUGCCGGGCUGACGGACCCCGGGAGCGGGAAGGAGGCCGCGGCCAGGGAUUAUCCCCGCAGCGCGGACGCGAGCCGGGGGCUCCUCCAGCCAGAAUGGCGGAGACACAGGUGUUGAUGGAGAGGCUGGAAAAAGCUGUAAUUCGACUUGAAUCGUUAUUUUCAGAUUCACACAGAUCCAUUGGAAUGGAGUGUGGAGCUGUAAACGGAGUCAAUGGAGGUGUAGCACCGUACGUAGAAGCCUUUGAUAGACUGUUAAAUGGGAGUGUGGCUGAGUUUCUCAGGAAUAGCAAGAUCCUGGAAGGUGAUGUGAAGAUACAUGCAGAAAUGGUACGUGCUGCUUUCCAAGCACAGAGAGCCUUCCUGUUGUUAGUGUCUCAAUAUCAAGAACCUCAAGAGAGUGAGAUGGCCGUGCUACUCAAACCUAUAUCUGACAAGAUCCAGGAAAUCCAGACCUUCAGAGAGAGAAACCGAGGAAGUAAAAUGUUCAACCACCUCUCAGCUGUCAGCGAAAGCAUUCCUGCACUUGGGUGGAUAACAGUGUCUCCUAAACCAGGCCCUUAUAUCAAGGAGAUGAAUGAUGCUGCUACCUUUUAUACUAACAGGGUGUUAAAGGACUACAAAAACAGUGACUUACGUCAUGUUGAUUGGGUGAAAUCAUACUUGAACAUCUGGACUGAGCUUCAAGCUUACAUCAAAGAGCAUCAUACCACAGGCCUCACCUGGAGUAAAACCGGCCCAACUGCAUCAACAGCAUCUGUGUUGUCUACUCUAACAAGUGGGCAGUGCCUCCCACCACCCCCACCUCCACCGCUGCCCCCAGGACCUCCUGUCUUCGAUACAGAAGGGAAGGAUGAAACAACCACAUCUCGCUCAGCCUUGUUUGCCCAGCUUAACCAGGGAGAGGCAAUUACCAAAGGGCUACGACAUGUCUCAGAUGACCAGAAGACCCAUAAGAAUCCCAAUCUACGUGCUCAGGGUCUGCCAGUUCGUUCUCCUACAAAAAGCCAUACUCCAAGCCCCACUUCUCCCAAAAAUUCUCCUCAGCAGAGCCAUUCUCCUUUGUUAGAACUAGAGGGAAAGAAAUGGAGAGUGGAAUACCAAGAGGAUAAGAACGACCUUGUUAUUACUGAUACUGAACUCAAGCAAGUGGCUUACAUUUUUAAAUGCAACAAAUCUACACUACAAAUGAAAGGAAAAAUAAAUUCCAUUACAAUUGACAACUGCAGAAAGUUUGGCCUUGUGUUUGACAACGUCGUGGGCAUCGUGGAAGUGAUCAAUUCCAGAGAUAUCCAGAUUCAGGUGAUGGGGAAAGUGCCAACCAUUUCGAUUAACAAGACAGAAGGCUGCCACAUAUACCUCAGUGAAGAUUCAUUAGACUGUGAGAUUGUGAGUGCCAAGUCAUCUGAAAUGAACAUUCUCAUCCCCCUAAAUGGAGAUUAUAAAGAAUUUCCUGUUCCUGAACAGUUUAAGACAGCAUGGGAUGGAUCUAAGUUGGUCACUGAACCUGCAGAGAUUGUAGGUUAACUUUCUAAUGCCAUACAGCACCCGCUGAGCACGAUCUCAGACCAAGGUCAGCCUAAAUAAAACAGCAACAUAAAGAACUAGAAGUAACAGUAGCUUAUACUGCUGUAGUAGGUCUUCAAACAGCAGCUCUGUACACUAGAAACAAUGACAUGUCUAGCACGCUUUUAUUAGGCAUUCUGAUAUUUUUAAAGUUUCCACACAGUUUGCCUUCAUUUACGGUUUUGAUUCUACAUGAUGUCAUGUGAACAUAAGGGAUUUUUAAAAAAAAAUACUCCAUUUGCGUUAGUGGCUAUUACACUGCACACAUUAAGCCAAAAUAUUGCAUGAUAUACUUUGUUACAAUCAUGUUUCAGUGCAUUCCUUUUUAUGUUUCUGCUAGUCAAAAAUAAUCUUAAAACAAUUAAGAUUUUUUUUACCUUUUAGAUAAUUCAUGUAUGAUGCGGUGAAAAUGUACCCCCUGGAAGUGUGUGAUUCUUGUAGAUCUGUUCUAAUAAUCAUGGAGUUUUUAAGACACAAAAGUACAAUUUUCAGCAAUACAUUUUGCCAAUGGAAUAUAAAAACAGGAUAUUUUAAUCAAACAUUUUUCUAAUAUGUAUAUGUAGAGUAUCCCUCAGCUUUCAGUUUACACAGACCAGUUGUAUCCCUUUUGCUUGUAAAUUAUUAAUCCUAAUAUCUUCUAGAAAAUGUUAUUUAAUGUUCAGCAUAUCAUCUGAAGGUUUUUCACUUCUCUGAUUUCUUUUGUGUUCCUUUAUUUAGGGUUGGAGGGCAGGAAUUGGGAUUUUUUGUUUUUCUUCACACAGUACUGCACAGCCUGCUAUAAAAACUGAUGGCAGGUCUACACCAGUGGUUCUCAAACUUUUGUUCUGGUGACCCUUUUCACACAGCAAGCCUCUGAGUGUGACUCCCCCUUAUAAAUUAAAAACACUUUUAAAUAUAUUUAACACCAUUAUAAAUGCUGGAUGCAAAGUGGGAUUUAGGGUGGAGGCUGACAGCUCACGAUCCCCCCAUGUAAUAACUUCACGACCGAUCCCCAGUUUGAGAACCCCUGGUCUACACUACAGCCAGGAUCGUCGCUCUGAGAUUGAUCCACUGGUGGUCAAUUUAGCGAAGACCCGCCAAAUCAAGAGCAGAUCGCUCUGCAGUCAACCCCUGUACUUUACCCCCAAUGAGAAGAGUAAGGUAAGUUGACGGGAGAGUUUCUUCCAUUGACCUCCCCCCCCCCGCAGUGUAGACCCCACGGUAACUUGACCUAAGAUAUGUCGACUGCAGCUAUGUUAUUCACGUAGCUGGAGUUGCGUAGCGUAGGUCGACUUUCCAAAGUAAUGUAGACAUAGCCUGAGAUAGAGUUGUUUUAUGAUUUGGGCACAUGCUAAGUGUCAGAUGCCCGAUAACUUGUUUCCUUGCUGAUUUUGGUUCUCUAAAGUAUUCUAUUGUAUAAGCUGCCUGUUGGGGAUGUAAUCCCAGGGUUUUGGUUGUUUUUUUUAGCCACUUGCAAGAUUUGCAUACUAAUCUUCAAAUACGUCCAUAAAUAAAAGCCAUAGAUGUAUUCCAUAUGAAUUCUGACCCAAAUUAAAGGGACUAUUUCUGUUUAAGA
This is a messenger RNA of Dermochelys coriacea (leatherback sea turtle), 3285 nucleotides long. RefSeq names its product cyclase associated actin cytoskeleton regulatory protein 2 (gene CAP2). Gene Ontology annotation, biological process: cytoskeleton organization; cell morphogenesis; regulation of adenylate cyclase activity. The record is from RefSeq and is a predicted model, not a curated record. NCBI's taxonomy places the organism in Eukaryota, Metazoa, Chordata, Testudines, Dermochelyidae. Gene Ontology annotation, cellular component: cytoplasm. Gene Ontology annotation, molecular function: actin binding; adenylate cyclase binding.